Messenger RNA from Schistocerca serialis cubense, 750 nucleotides. RefSeq lists its product as uncharacterized. The record is from RefSeq and is a predicted model, not a curated record. The coding region runs from base 1 to 750 and encodes 249 amino acids. The transcript has a single exon. Lineage: Eukaryota; Metazoa; Arthropoda; Insecta; Orthoptera; Acrididae.
AUGAGAAGGCAAGGAGAAGAAGGCAAUGAGAAGGCAAUGAGAAGGCAAGGAGAAGAAGGCAAUGAGAAGGCAAGGAGAAGGCAAGGAGAAGAAGGCAAGGAGAAGGCAAGGAGAAGGCAAGGAGAAGGCAAGGAGAAGGCAAGGAGAAGGCAAGGAGAAGGCAAGGAGAAGGCAAGGAGAAGGCAAGGAGAAGGCAAGGAGAAGGCAAGGAGAAGGCAAGGAGAAGGCAAGGAGAAGGCAAGGAGAAGGCAAGGAGAAGGCAAGGAGAAGGCAAGGAGAAGGCAAGGAGAAGGCAAGGAGAAGGCAAGGAGAAGGCAAGGAGAAGGCAAGGAGAAGGCAAGGAGAAGGCAAGGAGAAGGCAAGGAGAAGGCAAGGAGAAGGCAAGGAGAAGGCAAGGAGAAGGCAAGGAGAAGGCAAGGAGAAGGCAAGGAGAAGGCAAGGAGAAGGCAAGGAGAAGGCAAGGAGAAGGCAAGGAGAAGGCAAGGAGAAGGCAAGGAGAAGGCAAGGAGAAGGCAAGGAGAAGGCAAGGAGAAGGCAAGGAGAAGGCAAGGAGAAGGCAAGGAGAAGGCAAGGAGAAGGCAAGGAGAAGGCAAGGAGAAGGCAAGGAGAAGGCAAGGAGAAGGCAAGGAGAAGGCAAGGAGAAGGCAAGGAGAAGGCAAGGAGAAGGCAAGGAGAAGGCAAGGAGAAGGCAAGGAGAAGGCAAGGAGAAGGCAAGGAGAAGGCAAGGAGAAGAAGGCACGGAAACAGUAA